Messenger RNA from Syngnathus typhle (broad-nosed pipefish), 1020 nucleotides. Its product is annotated as ADP-ribosylation factor 4-like. NCBI's taxonomy places the organism in Eukaryota, Metazoa, Chordata, Actinopteri, Syngnathiformes, Syngnathidae. The record is from RefSeq and is a predicted model, not a curated record. Gene Ontology annotation, molecular function: GTPase activity; GTP binding. Gene Ontology annotation, cellular component: plasma membrane; cytoplasm. Bases 190 to 732 code for a protein of 180 amino acids. The transcript has 6 exons. Gene Ontology annotation, biological process: intracellular protein transport; vesicle-mediated transport.
UGAUGCGGAAGUCACACCUCUGUCGCAACUUGCAGAUGCCACCGUGUACUUGUUUGCAUGGACACACAUGACAUGAUAUGACACCCCCACACCCCCACAUACAUCUAGCCUAUAAAGCCACACACAUAAGACACUCGCAACAGAUACACAACACGAAAAGCAGAAGAAGAGGACACGCUGAGCACAACUAUGGGGGUCUUCAUUUCGCGACUUUUUGCCAUGUUUACUGCCAAAACUCCCACCAGGAUUCUAAUGGUUGGUCUGGACGCUGCCGGUAAAACCACUUUGCUGUACAGGAUGAAGCUGGCUGAGGUGGUCACCACCAUCCCCACCGUGGGGUUUAAUGUAGAAACGGUUGAAUAUAAAAACAUCUCCUUCACUGUUUGGGAUGUCGGCGGGCAAUUUGUCAUCAGACCGCUAUGGAGACACUACUACACAAACACUAAUGGCGUCAUCUUUGUGGUGGACAGUAACGACCCUCAGAGGCUCAAAGAGGCUGCUGAAGAGCUGCACAGGAUUCUGGAAGAGGACGAGCUGAGGAAGGUGGCGUUGCUGGUGUUUGCCAACAAGCAGGACCUCCCUCAAGCCAUGACUGUCAGUCAGGUCAGCGAGGGGCUGCGCCUGUCGGGAAUCACGCAGCCGUAUUAUGUUCAGGCAUCCUGCGCAGUGAGCGGGUCAGGUCUGGUCGAAGGUUUGGAUUGGCUCUCGAAGAUGAUCCUGAAGCAGUCAUAGCUGACGUGUUGCAGACUUGUGCCUGCCUGCUUACCUCAUCAACAUGGCUGCCGUACACCAGCGAAGCACAAAGAAAGAAGUAAAACACUUUUUUACAUGGUUUUUUUCUCUUACGAAAUGGUUCUGUUGAUUUGAUGGGUUUAUAUUUGUACAAUUAGAUUGCAAAAUGGGCACUGAUAUAAGAUUUAUUCACGUUGUUCUGCUUUAUCACAUUUGUGACAAAGAUUUAAUAAGCAUGUUUAUACUGUACAUAUUUAUUGUCAAUAAAGUGACUAUAGGGUGUGCUGA